Messenger RNA from Corylus avellana, 2064 nucleotides. RefSeq names its product alpha/beta-Hydrolases superfamily protein. The record is from RefSeq and is a predicted model, not a curated record. Lineage: Eukaryota; Viridiplantae; Streptophyta; Magnoliopsida; Fagales; Betulaceae.
AAAAAGAGGGGGUAAGGCAAGGGAAGGCCGUCUUAGCUGUGUACUCUCUGACUCUCUGUCGCAUCGCCCAUACGCGUCCUUCUUCCGUUUCCAAUUUCCUGACCCCCUACCCAGUAGAGAAAAAAAGGAAGAAAGACGUAUUUUUUUCUUUCUAUUUUCCCCUUACAGUUUAUUUUGUCGACAGCUUUUGGCUCUUCGCAGACCAAAGAAAGUUGCUUUUUUUGGUCACGGCCUCGGGCUGGGAAUUAAGCACUUCUUUUUUCCUCAUACAUUCCCGUUUUUUUUCUCCUAUUUUUGCCAUGACAAAGAGCAGAUUUCAGCUCAAGUAACCCAACCGUGUACCAAGCAUGCCUGCCCCCAAGCAAUCGAAAUUGCACGGCCCAAUAAACGAAGUUGUAUUCUCAUGAGGGACGUUUAGGAGCAAGAUGAUUGAUCAAUUUAUCAACUUUGUCAUUCGUCCUCCCAGGGCAGAGUACAACCCAGAUCAGUAUCUUUGGGAAAGGGACUUCACUCUCGCAGGAAGAACAUACAAACGAGAAGACUUGGAGCUUAGGAAUGCAAGGGGCCAUACAUUGCUGUGCAGUCAUUAUCUACCUUCACCACUCCCUGAAGAUACCCCUCUUCCUUGUGUUAUAUACUGCCACGGAAACAGUGGAUGUAGGGCAGAUGCAAAUGAGGCUGCCGUAAUUCUUCUUCCAUCAUAUAUAACUGUUUUUACUCUUGAUUUUUCGGGUUCAGGCUUAUCUGAUGGUGACUAUGUCAGCCUUGGUUGGCAUGAGAGAGAUGACCUGAAGGUUGUGGUGUCAUAUUUGAGAAGUAACAAACAAAUAUCGCGGAUAGGUCUAUGGGGAAGAUCUAUGGGUGCAGUCACUAGCCUUCUUUAUGGAGCAGGGGACCCCUCUAUAGCUGGAAUGGUGUUGGAUAGUGCAUUCUCAAGCUUGUAUGAUCUAAUGAUGGAACUUGUGGAUGUAUAUAAAAUUCGGCUCCCUAAAUUCACUGUCAAGAUGGCAGUACAGUAUAUGCGACGGGUAAUUGAAAGGCGGGCAAAGUUUGAUAUCAUGGAUCUUAAUUGCUUACAGGUUGCACCCAAAACAUAUAUUCCUGCUUUAUUUGGACACGCUAGUGAUGACAAAUUCAUUCAACCCCACCACUCUGACCUUAUUUUUAAGUCCUAUGCGGGGGAUAAAAAUAUUAUAAAAUUUGAUGGUGAUCAUAACUCUUCGCGACCACAGUUCUAUUAUGAUUCUGUUUCUAUUUUCUUCUACAAUGUCCUUCACCCUCCUCAAAUUUCUACCGCUCAUUCAAGUAAGCUUGAGAAAUAUUAUGAUUUGGGGGAUUUGAAGGUUGGUGCAGGCAUGGAUGAGAGCCUCUUAUACGAGAUAAUCACUGGUCUUCAUUCUGCUGGUACUGAUGCUGGGUGUUCAUCUUCUGCUCCUCCUAACAUUUCAACCACAAAGUCUGUGGGUGAACUUCUUUCUGAAAUUGCACCAGUGACUACUGUUGAGUCAAUGGUUAAAGAAAAUAAUUCACUUAACAGUCUUGAGACGUCAUAUUUACAGGAUAAGCCCAAUGGCCAGAUUGAAGAAUGUUGCUCAUAUACAAGCUCAAAUAGAGAAAGUUGGGGAAGAUGCUCUUCUUUAGGAGGCAGUGAUGAAGAAGAAUCUUCUGCUGAUUGUGCAGCAGCUGAUAACUGCCAUCAGAGAACUCUUGAGGUGUUUGGAACACCUCUUCGGAACAUGGAACAGAAAUCCUCAGACUCAGCAAAAGACGAAAAGAAGAAGAAGACUAUGAUAGUUCCAAAGAAGCCUAAAAGCGAGAAAUUUGAAAAGUUAGAGGCCCUUAGCAAACGACUACGUCUCUGCUUUCUGAAGCGGGUAAACCAUCAAAGGCAUUGCUCUUCGUGACUGCUGUACUAUAAAAUGGUGUUUGUAACUGUAGCCCAGGUGUUAUCCUUUUGAUUUCUUGAUGAAAGGCAUUGAGGCAUGAAUGAUUCUGUGAUUUCUUAACUGCCAUUUCAUCAAACAUUUGGUUUUGUGGAGAUGUGCAUUAUUUGGAAAUUUCUUC